AUGCCGCGCCCGCCCUCCAACUCACUGGAGCUCGACGACGGUGCAAGCGAAGCGGCCGAAGAAUUGCCGACGCCGCAGUGCUGGUCCCAGGAGCCGUCCACCAGCGUCCGACGGCGGCGGCGACGACGGUGGCCGACGUCUGUCCUCGCGCGCCUCGCGGCCGGCACCGUCGCGGCAUCACUGGCGUACGCUGGCCACAGCAAAUUCAAGCGCUCCGACCUCUACGGCGUCGCGGACCGAUCAAAGUGGCGUUCCUGCGCCGGCUACGACCAGCGCGACUUCGCCGCCGUCGCCGCGGCCACCGUCGGCUUCCCGGUCGCGUGGUUUUGUUUCGCCGGCGCGGGGAGCGCCGCGGCGCGGCUCGGGUCACUGCCCCUAUUAAUGGCGCUCGCCGCGGGAGCACUAAUUACGGUCGCGCUCGCGUAUCGCGACGCUUCAGCAAUCUUACGGUGCGGCGUGCUCUGGUGCGACGCCGCAGUCCAUAACGAAGCGUCGAACUACGCCACCACCGUCGCCCUCAUGCUCUUGAUAGGCGGUUUGGCAGCAUUCCUACUCUUCGCCGGCCUCGCCCUCCGCGUCGCGCGGCGGCGGUCAACACCCACAACAACCUUAACGGAGCCGCUCCUCGACGACGCGGAGGCGGGACCACCGGAGCCACUUCCCACAAAAGCGCCCAACACCAUAGCGUGGACGGUCUCACUGAUAGUUGUAUUAGCUUUACUAUUGCUCCUCACGUCGAUACUCCCGAACUCGUGGCAGGGCUUUACUUCAGCGGGCAUCGCCAAAUACCGACGGACGGGCGCCGGUGCGAUGGUCGACCAGUGGACGCCCGCCGCGCCCGAAGGGAAGCAUGCAUGGUUCCACACCGCCUUCUACCAAAUAAACGCGCGCCUGACGCUUAAGGUGUACCCCGACGUGGUCCUGUACUACGCCUUCCUGGCGGCCCUGGCUGUGAUAGCGUGCGCGGGGCGCGUCUCCCCGAGAGUCGGGAGGCUGCUCCGGCGGCGGCUGCGUAUGGGGUCCGUCGGCGAAUGCGUCGCCCUGGGCCUCUUCGCGCUGCUCCUGGUCUUGGAAGGGCGUUAUGCGUUUGUUGACCACCAGUACGCCUCGGACCCGACGAAGGGACGGUGGGAGGUCGUCGCGCGAGGUUUUGGCCAGUUUGCGAACCUCGGUCUGGCGCUGCUCUUGCUACCCGUGGCGCGAACCUCGAUAAUAGCCGAGGCCUUCGGCCUGGCCUGGGAGCAGCUGCUGUGGGUCCACAUCUGGGUCGGCUACGCGACGUUAUUGUUAUUCGUUGUCCACGCCUUGUGCUGGUACAAAGUCUACGCAGCGCUCCACAUUUUUCCCGAAGACGUCCUGGAGAUACCGAUGUACUACCCCACGAACGGCCAGCCCAAGUCCGCGGGACGGUGCUCCGACGACUGGACCGUGCCGCUCGCGACCAUCACGACGUUCCUCGCUUUGAUAUUCCUCGGCGUCCUCUCGCACCACCAGGUCCGCCGCAACCACUUCGAGGUGUUUUAUUAUACGCACCACUUCUUUAUCGCGGUCUACGCCGUCGCGCUGUGGCACGCCGCGUCCUGCUGGUAUCUUGUUGUUGGUAGUUUAGUGCACGCGUGUGCCGAUCGCAUGGCGCGCUUAAGUGAAGCUGGUCGGAGGUGGCGCGUCGUGGCACUGGAGCCCUGCUUCGACGGCGUCGUCCACUUGGAGCUAGCCUUACGGGACGGCGCGUUCGCCUUCGAGGCGGGCCAGUACUGCUUUUUGCGAGUCGGUCGCAUCUCCGACCUGGAGUGGCACCCCUUCACCUUGUCCGGGGCGCCGUCGGACCGACGGAUCCAGUUCGAUAUAAAGGCGAUGGGUGCCGAGGGCACGUUCGCGGCGCGGCUGCUGCGCUUGGCCGAGGACCGCGUUGACGCGAAGACGCUCGACGUCGCCGUCGAGGGCCCCUACGGCUGCGCGCCUUCGUAUACACAGUACGACGCCGUGCUCCUCGUCGCGGGCGGCAUCGGCGUGACGCCGUGUCACUCCAUCUUCCGGGAACUGUACAUCCGCGCGGCGGCGGGGCGCAACGGGCCCGCUGUCAAGUUAUUGUGGGUCGCGCGGCACCGCCGGUGCUUCGAGCUUUUUGGGACGACCCUACGCGCCGCGGUGGGCGACGACGCCUUCCGCCUCGCGCUCUACGUCGACGGCGAGAAGCCUCGCGACGCCUGGGGCGAGGCCGACGCGCAUCAAGGAAUCCCCUUCACGCACGGCCGGCCGGACGUUAAGCGAGCCGUCGCGGACCUCGCGGCAUGUUCGUCGCCGUACGUCUUCGUCUGCGGGCCGCCGGGGCUCUCCGCGGCGUGCGCGGCGGCCGCGCUCGAGCACGACGUGGCUUUUCAUUCGGAGGUGUUCGCCUUUUAA
Molecule: messenger RNA, 2403 nt
Organism: Pelagomonas calceolata
Lineage: Eukaryota; Pelagophyceae; Pelagomonadales; Pelagomonadaceae
Source: the annotation of a GenBank genome assembly